GGAAUACAGAAUGAAAACAAUUAAACACGGAAAUUGUAUGAAAUAAAUUAGGUUUUUACUUUUUUUUCUUCUUCUUUAUCUUAUUCCGCACUCGUAUAAAAAUACGAUACACAGUAAAUACUAGUAAACAUAGAGAAAAUUAUGACAUGGUAGGAGGUGAAAACGAAAUAUUAAUUCAUUAAAUCUAUUCUGCAAUUCAUUGAAUAAAUUAAUUAUAAAGACAGGAUAUGGCUGUCCAAGAGAGACAUACAUCAAAACGAUGUCCGUCGUCAACGCUUUCAGUUGCAUCAGAUGAAGACUUGGAAUCUGUUUGCCAGCCUUGUGAUAAAGAAGGACUAAGGCUCCCGGCCUAUGGCUACUGCGCAGAUUGCAAGGAAAAUCUUUGUAAGGAAUGCUUCACAUUUCACAGAAAAAAUAAACUUUGUAGACAUCAUACCCUUUUAGAUGCAAAAGGUAUGUCUACACCAGUGCAACAUCCCUUAACAUCAACCAAAGCAUGCCGGUCCGAUGACUUGAUCACGCCCUGUUUUAAACACUCUAACGAAAUUAUCAAGUUUUAUUGCAAGAGCCAUAAACAGUUGCUGUGCAAUAUUUGCGUUUCACUUCAACACACAACUGAUUCGUGCAAAGUCUACUACAUUCCUGACAUUUCUAAACAGUUCGCCAACAGUAAAGAAUACUACAAUAGGUUAAAAGAAUUGGAUGAUAUAAUCGAAAAAUAUAAAAAGAUGAUCAUAGAAUUUAAGGAAAAGACCGCAAGAUCAAACAAUUCACUGACUGAAGUAUUGACAAACAUCAAGAAAUUUCGAGAAGAUGUCAAUCAAAGGCUAGAUGAGAUGGAGAGACAAGCUGAAGAUGACGUCAAGAUAAUUCAAAAAGAGAAUGAGAAUUAUCUGAAAACAUUGGACGCGACAUAUGCUGAUUUACUCAAAUCUAUCACUUUAUCCUCUAACUCGAUCCAGGAACUUAGCUUGUCAGGUCAGGACAACAAAUUAUUCGUGGAAAUGAAACUUGCAGAGGAUAUGAAAGCAGAAGCUGAAAACAAUAUUCAUCAACUACAAUCUUGGGUAGUGAACGAGUACGAUUUCAAACCAAAUGAAGAAUUAAUUAAAUGUAUUGAAAACGAGAAGUCAGUAGGUAUAUGUACAUCACUGCCGAAAAUAUCAAGUAAAGUAAGUCUUGGUCAAGAUAUUCAAAAGGAACCAAGACGAUUUUCAUAUCAGGGACAGGUGUGUGUAAAGAGUUCACGGGAUGAAGACGGGUGCCAGAUAUCUGGGAUUACACUACUUGCUCCAGAUAUUAUUAUCGUUACUGACCAGGUGAAUGGGACUUUAAAAAUGAUUGACUUCAACCGUCUUUUAGUCAAUGAUCAGUUACCUCUAGAAAGCAGUCCACGAGAUGUGACCAAUGUUACAAGUACUAGAAUUGCUGUCACACUUCCUGAACAACAAAAAGUUCAGUUUAUCUCAACAUUGUCUAACACCCUUACAAAGCAUCACGCUAUUGCAGUUGAUGGAGACUGUCACGGUAUAAGUUGUUACCAAGGUAAACUUGUUGUGUUAUUCUACAAUCCUGCAAAACUUCAGAUCCUUGACAUGGAUGGCAAGGUCCUCACAAAAAUCAUAAAUAUUUUUAGAAGUCCACUAUAUGUCGCUACAAGCAGUAGUUCUAUCUUCGUAUCUGACUGGGGAACGAAAUCAGUUACAAGAUUAAGUUGGAAGGGUGAGGUGAUUGGUAGCUAUGGCGGUAUGGGUUUUCCAAGUGGAUUAGCACUAUCAGAUGAUGGCACAAUCUUCGUGUGCGACAAUAUGAAAAAUGUUAUAGAAGAGAUAGCGGAAGAUUGUUCAGCAGGGACAGUUAUAGUAAAAGAGAUUAAAAGUCCCUAUGUAGUAUGUUGGUGUGCUGAAAGAAAAGAACUGUACUACUAUUGUUUCACCAUGAAUGACAAAGAUGACAAUUUUCUCCAAAUCUACAAGCAAGCACAAUUGUGAGUCGACUCGUAAAUGUAAGAAAUGAAUUCGCGAAAGUAUGUAUUUUUCACGUAAAGACGAAAAAAAAAAUUCACAGAAAUCAUUCAAUAAAUCAUUACCUCAGUUUGAAUAAUUUCUUGUUCAUUGACUGUGCAGAAAAGAACUCAUUUCAUUACUAUUAUAUGUUUGCUACUUAUUGAGUGAUUCAAUAUUUGAAAGCUGUGAAAUGCUUAUUUUUACAUCCCAUUUCAAAGGAGUUAAUUUUACAAAUAAUAAAGUUAAAAAAAAUUAUUCUUGUUUCGUGUUACAUAAGAUUAGUUUAAGUGUGCAAAUGAAUUGCUUAUAUUUCAAACUUUUACUCUAUUUAACCAUCAACUGGUUGAAGAUUUGUGUUAAGAAUUUGUCCUACUUUUGUCUUGGAACAGGCUAUUUUACAUCCAAGUGGUUGUGCUACCAAAGAUAUAUAAGUGCCUUGAAAGACUACACGGAUAUGUAGGAUCUAAAGUGUGGCAAAGGCUUAUCACUUUCUGUUCCAACAUGUUCAUGCAAGUAAACAAAAACAUCAUCUGUGAAUAAUGGUGGCAUAUUAAAUCAGCAAAUUUUAAGUGAAUGGAGAAUAUGGUAAUUUUGUGAUAUGUAAAUAAUACUAAUAAGCCUUUGUUAAACAAAUACAUUGUACAUGUAUGUUAUAAAUGAUAAAGCCUUCAGAUAAAAUUCAUAUUGUUUUUACAUCCAUCUAUAUCUUGAAAACUGUAUAAAAUGUAAAUAAAAGAAUAAAACAAGUA
Ruditapes philippinarum (Manila clam) is the source of this 2755-nucleotide messenger RNA. RefSeq names its product E3 ubiquitin-protein ligase TRIM71-like. The record is from RefSeq and is a predicted model, not a curated record. Lineage: Eukaryota; Metazoa; Mollusca; Bivalvia; Venerida; Veneridae. The coding region runs from base 228 to 1991 and encodes 587 amino acids. The transcript has 2 exons. Gene Ontology annotation, molecular function: zinc ion binding.